Molecule: messenger RNA, 1555 nt
Organism: Nycticebus coucang (slow loris)
Lineage: Eukaryota; Metazoa; Chordata; Mammalia; Primates; Lorisidae
Gene: IL12B
Product: interleukin 12B
Exons: 8
Coding region: 50-1018 (322 amino acids)
Biological process (GO): immunoglobulin mediated immune response; cytokine-mediated signaling pathway
Cellular component (GO): external side of plasma membrane; membrane
Molecular function (GO): cytokine receptor activity; protein binding
Source: RefSeq, a predicted model, not a curated record
AGAAACACCACUUCAGGCCCAUUGAACCCUGUAGCCUGCCCAGAGCAAGAUGUGUCAUCAGCAGUUGGUCAUCUCCUGGUUCUCCCUGGUUUUGCUGGCAUCUCCCCUGGUGGCCAUCUGGGAAUUAGAGAAAGAUGUUUAUGUAGUAGAGUUGGACUGGUACCCUAACGCCCCCGGAGAGAUGGUGAUCCUCACCUGCAACGCCCCUGAAGAAGAUGGUAUCACCUGGACCUCGGACCGGAGCAGUAAGGUCUUAGGCUCUGGCAAAACCCUGACCAUCCGAGUCAGAGAGUUCACAGAUGCUGGCGGCUACACCUGUCAUAAAGGAGGCGAGGCUCUGAGCCGUUCACUCCUGCUGCUUCACAAAAAGGAAGAUGGAAUUUGGUCCACUGAUAUUUUACUAGACCAGAAAGAACCUAAAAAUAAGACCUUUCUAAAAUGUGAGGCCAAGAAUUAUUCUGGACGUUUCACCUGCUGGUGGCUGACAGCAAUCAGCACUGAUUUGAAAUUCAGUGUCAAAAGCAGCAGAGGCUCCUCUGACACCCAAGGGGUGACAUGUGGACUCCCUACAGAGAGGGACCACGGAGAGUACAAGAAGUACUCUGUGGAGUGUCAGGAGGACAGUGCCUGCCCAGCAGCGGAGGAAACCCUGCCUGUUGAGGUCGUGGUUGAAGCUGUUCACAAGCUCAAGUAUGAGAACUACACCAGCAGCUUCUUCAUCAGGGACAUCAUCAAACCGGAUCCACCCAAGAACCUGCACUUGAAACCACUGGGUUCAGGGAAUGUGGAGGUCAGCUGGGAGUACCCUGACUCCUGGAGCACUCCACAUUCCUACUUCUCCCUGACAUUCGUUGUUCAGGUCCAGGGCAAAAGCAAGAGAGAAAAGAAAAAUACAGUCUCCACAGACAAGACCUCAGCCACGAUCAUCUGCCCAAAGCAGGCCAGAGUGCACGUGAAAGCCCAGGACCGCUACUAUAGCUCAUCUUGGAGCGAUUGGGCAACUGUGUCCUGCAGUUAGGUUCUGAUCAUAGGGUGAAACCUUGGAGGAAAAGUGAAGAUAGUAGGCAAAGUUUUUUGAAGACACAAUGAAAAAGACCCCAAAAGAUAUUUUCCACUAGGUUUACUUUUUAAACUUUUUUUUUAGGAUCAUAAUGUUGUCUUUGCUGCAUUUUUAUGGUUAAAUGCUAAAUGUCCACGGAAACAAUCCAGCUAAUUUUUAUGAAUAGGUUUUUCAGCUUCCAAUUUGCCACCUGCCUUAAUGUUAUUUAAAUAUUUAAAUAAUUUAUGUAUUUAUUAAUUUAUUACUGUUAUGUAACAUUUGUGUGCCAGGAUACUUUGAAUAUUUCGUACCUUCAUGACCCAAUCUGUAAGGAAAAGGGCCUCUGUUAAGCAAAAUGUGAAUUUAAGUGUUAUUUAUACUGAAGCAAGGCUGCAAGUACCUCAUUUUUACAACACCCAGUAAGAACAGAAUGUUCUCACAGCAGUUCAUAUAUCUGUGAAGCGUGGGGACACAAGAGACAUUUAGACAGAGACAUGAAGACCAAACCCUAUUGAG